Messenger RNA from Rhincodon typus (whale shark), 1002 nucleotides. RefSeq names its product calcium channel, voltage-dependent, beta 4a subunit (gene cacnb4a). The transcript has 9 exons. The record is from RefSeq and is a predicted model, not a curated record. Gene Ontology annotation, biological process: chemical synaptic transmission; regulation of voltage-gated calcium channel activity; neuromuscular junction development. Gene Ontology annotation, cellular component: voltage-gated calcium channel complex. Gene Ontology annotation, molecular function: high voltage-gated calcium channel activity. The coding region runs from base 1 to 1002 and encodes 333 amino acids. NCBI's taxonomy places the organism in Eukaryota, Metazoa, Chordata, Chondrichthyes, Orectolobiformes, Rhincodontidae.
AUGGCUCAUUCAAUAUUCUCAUGCAUCAUUACUGUUUUUAAAUUAACACAGACUGAGCACAUUCCGCCUUAUGAUGUGGUACCGUCCAUGAGACCUGUUGUGUUGGUGGGCCCAUCGUUGAAAGGUUAUGAGGUUACAGACAUGAUGCAGAAAGCUCUCUUUGACUUCCUGAAGCACCGGUUUGAUGGAAGGAUAUCAAUUACACGGGUGACAGCUGACAUAUCCUUGGCCAAGCGUUCAGUCCUAACUAAUCCCAGUAAGAGGACAAUAAUGGAGCGUUCCAACACUCGGUCCAGUAUAGCUGAAGUACAGAGUGAAAUUGAAAGAAUCUUCGAAUUGGCCAGAACUUUACAGUUGGUCGUUUUAGAUGCAGACACCAUUAAUCAUCCUGCGCAGCUCAUUAAGACUUCUCUAGCACCAAUCAUUGUUCAUGUCAAAGUUUCUUCUCCAAAGGUGCUGCAGAGGUUGAUUAAAUCCAGGGGAAAGUCGCAGAGUAAAAACCUCAAUGUCCAGUUGGUAGCAGCCGAUAAACUGGCACAAUGCCCUCCAGAAAUGUUUGAUGUUAUCCUGGAUGAAAAUCAGUUGGAGGAUGCAUGUGAGCAUUUGGCAGAAUACCUUGAAACAUAUUGGCGUGCGACACACAUUCCCAGCAGCGCACCACUGAAUCCUUUGCUGGGCCGAAACCUAGGUAGUACCGCACUGUCAACAUAUCCUUCAGCUAUCUCUGGGUUGCAGUCUCAACAGGGCCAGCGGAUGAGCAACAGCAAUCACUCUGGUGAACACUUACCUGAAAGAACACGCCUGGUGCACUCUGAUGAAAAUGGUCACAAUGACAGGGCACGGAAGAACCGUAACCGCUUGUCUUCAGGUUCCCAGCACAGCCGAGGCCAAUACCCACUCAUGGAGGAGGAAUAUUCUGAUCCCUAUCAGGACACAUACAAAUCAAGAAGGAGUCAUGGAUCACCAGGAGGCCACAGCCACGAUUCUCAGCACAGGCUAUGA